AUGGCGCCCAGUACACAAGCCUACAUGCAGAGGACAGGACAUGCCAAGCCGUUUACCACCACCACCACCCAUGGCCCAACAACAACUACUGGUUCAUUACACUCCAUUAUUUGGACGGCCGCGAGAGAGGAGGAAAAGACGCAUCCAGCCAUCUUCCCGGAAUGUCUGUGCGCAGAGGUCGUCGCCGCCGGCAGCGGCGGCGGGUACGCUGUCCGCGCCGUGACGGUGGACAAAGGAGGGGCGCGCCUCCGCGCCGAGCUCGCGGCCGUCGCUGCCGGCGGCGGUGGCGGUGGCGUGCACGCGGCGUACGGCGACGACGUGCGGAACCUCGACGUGUAUGCCAGUCUUGAGACAGACAGCCGGCUGCACGUCCGCAUCACCAACGCCGACCACCCACGAUGGGAGGUCCCCCAGAGCGUCAUCCCGCGCGAGGCGCCGCGGCAAAUCACCCUGGAGUCGAGCACGGGCGCCGCCUCGCCGCACAGCCGCGUCCUCUCCGCGGCGACGUCCGACCUGACCUUCACCCUGCACGCCUCGCCGUUCCGCUUCACCGUGUCCCGGCGCUCCAGCGGCGACGUCCUCUUCGACACCUCCGCGGCGCUGGUGUUCAAGGACAGGUACCUGGAGCUGACCACGGCGCUGCCGGCGGACGUCCGGGCGUCGUCGCUGUACGGGCUGGGCGAGCACACCAAGCGCACGUUCCGGCUGCAGCGCAACGACACCUUCACGCUCUGGAACGCCGACAUCCCGGCCAGCACCGUGGACGUCAACCUCUACGGCUCCCACCCGUUCUACCUCGACGUGCGCCACCCCGCCUCCGGCGGCGGCGCCGCGCAUGGCGUGCUCCUGCUCAACAGCAACGGCAUGGACGUCGAGUACGGCGGCUCCUACCUCACCUACAAGGUCAUCGGCGGCGUGCUCGACUUCUACUUCUUUGCCGGACCCGCGCCGCUCGACGUCGUCGACCAGUACACCCAGCUCAUCGGCCGCCCGGCCCCCAUGCCGUACUGGUCUUUCGGGUUCCACCAGUGCAGGUACGGGUACAAGAACCUGGCUGACCUGGAGGGCGUGGUGGCCGGCUACGCCAAGGCCAGGAUCCCGCUGGAGGUGAUGUGGACGGACAUCGACUACAUGGACGCGUUCAAGGACUUCACGCUGGAUCCGGUGAACUUCCCGGCCGUCCCCAUGCGGCAGUUCGUCGACCGCCUUCACCGGAACGGCCAGAAGUACGUCGUCAUCAUAGACCCAGGGAUCAACGUGAACCAGACGUACGGGACGUUCGUCCGAGGGAUGCAGCAGGACGUGUUCCUGAAGCGGAACGGCACCAACUACCUGGGCAAGGUGUGGCCGGGGUACGUCUACUUCCCGGACUUCCUCAACCCGCGCGCCGCCGAGUUCUGGGCGCGCGAGAUCGCGCUGUUCCGGCGGACGCUCCUCCCCGUCGACGGCCUGUGGAUCGACAUGAACGAGGUCUCCAACUUCGUCGACCCGGCGCCGCUCAACGCGCUGGACGACCCGCCGUACCGCAUCAACAACUCCGGCGUGCGCCGCCCCAUCAACAACAAGACCACGCCGGCGUCCGCGGUGCACUACGGCGGCGUGCGCGAGUACGACGCGCACAACCUCUACGGCUUCCUGGAGGCGCGCGCCACGCACGGCGCGCUGCUCGCCGACACCGGCCGCCGCCCCUUCGUCCUCAGCCGGUCCACGUUCGUGGGGUCCGGCCGGUACACCGCGCACUGGACCGGCGACAACGCCGCCACCUGGGACGACCUCCGGUACUCCAUCAACACCAUGCUCAGCUUCGGCCUCUUCGGCAUCCCCAUGGUCGGCGCUGACAUCUGCGGCUUCGGCGGCAACACCACCGAGGAGCUCUGCAGCCGCUGGAUCCAGCUUGGCGCGUUCUACCCGUUCGCGAGGGACCAUUCGGCGAUCGGCACGAUCCGGCGGGAGCUGUACCUGUGGGAGGUGGUGGCGCGGUCGGCGAGGAAGGCGCUGGGCCUGCGGUACCGGCUGCUGCCGUACCUGUACACGCUGAUGCACGAGGCGCACACGACGGGGGCCCCCAUCGCGCGGCCGCUCUUCUUCUCCUACCCCAAGGACGCGGCGACGUACGACGUGGACCGGCAGUUCCUGCUGGGCCGCGGCGUGCUCGUGUCGCCGGUGCUGGAGCCGGGGGCCACCACCGUCGACGCCUACUUCCCGGCGGGGCGGUGGUUCAGCCUGUACGACUACACGCUCGCGGUCGCCUCGGCGACGGGCAAGCGCGUCACGCUCCCGGCGCCCGCGGACACGGUCAACGUGCACGUGGCCGGCGGCAACAUCCUGCCGCUGCAGCUGCCGGCGCCGACGACGUCGCGGGCGCGGCGGACCGCGUUCCACCUCCUGGUCGCGCUCGGCGAGGACGGAGCCGCGUCCGGGGAGCUGUUCCUGGACGACGGCGAGUCGCCGGAGAUGGCCGGUUCGCGCGGCAAGUGGAGCCUGGUGCGGUUCAGCUGCGCGGCGGGGCACGACGGGGUUACCGUGAGGUCGCACGUGGUGCGCGACGCCUACGGGCCGACCCGGAAGCUGGCCAUCGGCAAGGUGAUCUUCCUGGGACUGCACUCGCCGGCGGCGCCACAGAGGGAGUUCUCCGUGUAUGUCAACGGCGUGAAGACGGCCAACUCGAUCGGCGGCGCGUUAGGGUACCAGAGGAACGGAGCAUUCGGCGCAGCUCAAGUGGAGGGGCUGUCGCUGGCCGUCGGCAAGGAGUUCGAGCUCAAGGUCGUCAUGUUGUAGAAACAUGCAUGGCACUCGAGCUUGUUCUGAAUAAAAACUGAUCAAAAGUUUGAAUUUAAAUUGGAAAUAAAAGAAUGGUAUCAUAACUCGUGUCCUUUCA
Messenger RNA from Sorghum bicolor (sorghum), 2878 nucleotides. Its product is annotated as probable alpha-glucosidase Os06g0675700. Gene Ontology annotation, molecular function: hydrolase activity, hydrolyzing O-glycosyl compounds; carbohydrate binding. The record is from RefSeq and is a predicted model, not a curated record. Bases 1 to 2778 code for a protein of 925 amino acids. Lineage: Eukaryota; Viridiplantae; Streptophyta; Magnoliopsida; Poales; Poaceae. Gene Ontology annotation, biological process: carbohydrate metabolic process. The transcript is spliced from 6 exons.